AUGCUCUACAUCGUCGACAUACGCAGCAACGAGAUUGCAGGCUACCUACGUGGUCAUGGUGGCGCGAUCACGUCGAUCACGGUGCAUCCGACGGAACCCCACCUGCUCUGCACCACCUCGCGCGACUUCACCGCGCGUAUCUACGACCUCACUCUCUCACCUAAUCAAGAGCCCAAUAACCCCAUGUGGAUGCCUGGUGCAGGUCCCAACAGGGCUGGGGCAGCACAUGCUCUCCACAUGACGGAGUCUGAAGGCCAAUAUAGCGGGCGGUGCGUGGCUGUCUUGUGCGCGGGUAGGAGUGGGGGCCAUCAGGCUGCCGUGCUGGGCUCAGCCUUCCAUCCAACGCUCCCCAUCAUCGCAACAUGCGGAUUAGACAGAGUUGUGAAAAUAUGGCGCAUACCGCCACCAGUCGAAGGGGAAAAUCCGCCCAUCCUUCGAGAAGACAAACCGCUUUUCAGCAGUUCUUGCGUCCAUAGGUCCCGCGUGCUGUCCAUCAAUUGGUCCGCUCCAUCCGCUCUCCUUUGCAUUGUGACGGACAACAAACUCUUAUUCGACUAUUUUGCUUGCAGGAUAGGCUACGACACACUCCUGACGCAUAGCGCCCCAAUACUCCUGCGGAGGGGUCCAAAAGAGUGGCAAGAAGAGGCAGGUGAGAUGGUGGUGUGGCAAUGGUUGGGUGCAGACAGAUUUUUUCCGCUGCACCACCCCGUCCAGGAUGUGCUCAGAGGAUGCACUUCGGAUUAUCAAGAGAGCUCGUCGUUCAAGAUAUUAUCAUCCGUUCCCCUUCCCUACCCACCGAUUUCCCAGAGAAUUCCGCCGUCUUCAGUACAGAUCGCCGUCUGCAGCUCGCCGUCUACAGACCCAACCACCAGGUCAAAUCGCCAUGAUCCGCUGAUCCUCGUCCCGCUUCUGGACAUCGUCCGUGUUAUCAACGCUGGCGACUUAGCCCCACGCGCAUCGCCCCCAUUUCCGCUCGAUGUACCUGAGGUAGUGGAGAUGACCAAGCGAAUCCGGCUGGACGAGGGCAGCGGGGAGGGCGAGAGGAUAUGGCAAGAGGGGCUAGGAUGGGGUAUUGAAACUGGAACCUCAAAAGGGAAGAGUAGAUUUGAUGCAGACGAGGAAGCUAAAGAAAGUGUUCAGGCAGCAUGUAUGAGCGUUGACCGGAAAGUAGUUAUCGCGGUAGGAGAACAGGGAGCUAUAUGGGUCUGGGUACACAAGACAGGCUAAGCUGUUUCAUAAGUCUUAUUCGUUGUAGCUUGUCUUCCUUGACUUUGUUAUCUCACAUCUCACAUCUCAUGUAUUUCGCUUGUUCUUUCGUGACAUUUGCAUAUUCACGCAGUCCAGUAAUCUCC
Messenger RNA from Heterobasidion irregulare TC 32-1, 1352 nucleotides. RefSeq lists its product as uncharacterized. The transcript has 5 exons. Gene Ontology annotation, biological process: negative regulation of transcription by RNA polymerase II. Gene Ontology annotation, cellular component: ESC/E(Z) complex. The coding region runs from base 1 to 1227 and encodes 408 amino acids. Lineage: Eukaryota; Fungi; Basidiomycota; Agaricomycetes; Russulales; Bondarzewiaceae. Gene Ontology annotation, molecular function: protein binding; nucleosome binding. The record is from RefSeq and is a predicted model, not a curated record.